Molecule: messenger RNA, 1011 nt
Organism: Suncus etruscus (white-toothed pygmy shrew)
Lineage: Eukaryota; Metazoa; Chordata; Mammalia; Eulipotyphla; Soricidae
Product: olfactory receptor 4K15-like
Exons: 1
Coding region: 67-1011 (314 amino acids)
Biological process (GO): G protein-coupled receptor signaling pathway
Cellular component (GO): membrane
Molecular function (GO): G protein-coupled receptor activity; olfactory receptor activity
Source: RefSeq, a predicted model, not a curated record
UCAUUUUAUUUAUUGAUCUACCUUUUUCCCAUUCAGCUAACUCAAGACAAGAUACUUGGGAAGCAAAUGAAUGAGACAAAUUAUUCUCGGGUGACCGAAUUUGUGUUGUUGGGACUCUGCACUUCCAAGGAGCUACAACCUUUCCUAUUUGUAAUAUUUUUAGUACUCUACUUAGCAAUUCUGCUGGGCAACUCUCUCAUCAUCCUCACCGUGACCUCAGAUUCCCGCCUUCAUACCCCCAUGUACUUUCUCCUUGCAAACCUCUCUUUUAUAGACAUGUGCGUUGCCUCCUUUGCAACUCCCAAAAUGAUCUCAGACUUUCUUGUUGAACGCAAGACAAUCUCUUUCAAUGCCUGCCUGACCCAAAUUUUCUGUGUCCAUCAAUUUGCUGGUGGUGAAAUGGUGCUUCUUGUGUGCAUGGCUUAUGACCGCUACGUUGCUAUAUGCAAACCUCUCCAUUACAUGACAAUCAUGAACCGUCGAGUAUGUAUUAUCCUUGUUCUUAUUUCCUGGUUUGUUGGCUUUGUCCAUACCACUAGCCAGUUGGCAUUUACUGUGAAUUUGCCCUUUUGUGGUCCUAAUCAAGUAGAUAGUUUUUUCUGUGACCUCCCUCUUGUGACAAAGUUGGCUUGCAUAGACACUUACGUUAUCAGUUUACUAAUAGUUGCAGACAGUGGCUUUCUUUCUUUGAGCACCUUCCUUUUGUUGGUUGUCUCCUACACUGUGAUCCUUAUAACAGUUAGGAGUCGCUCCUCUGCCAGCAUGGCAAAGGCUCGCUCCACACUGACUGCUCAUAUCACAGUAGUCACACUAUUUUUUGGACCAUGCAUUUUCAUUUAUGUGUGGCCUUUCAGUGGCUAUUCAUUGGACAAAGUCCUUGCUGUAUUCUACACCAUCUUUACUCCCAUUUUAAACCCAGUUAUUUACACUUUAAGGAACAACGAAAUGAAGGCAGCUAUGUUAAAACUGAAGAGUCGGUAUCUUAAGUCUGGCCAGGUUCUACACUUAUAA